GAUUCGCACCUGGGGAGAGAGGGGAAAGGAACCGUACGGGGGGCGUGGUGGUGCAGGGCAGCAGAGCAGAGUGGCCCGGUGGAGGGCGCACAGCGGUAAAGUUGGGCAAUGAGUGAGUGAAAGGCCCCGGGACUGUCUGGCAGGACAGCAGCUGCCAGGACUGGAGAAGGAAGGUUUGUUCCACGGAUAAAGUCACCAGGGACUUUUAAAGUAGUGAAGAUGGCGAAGUGGCUGAGAGAGUACUUCAAUUUGUGGAAUCACAAGACAAGGAAUCCCCCCCAGCCACCCAAACCGGACUACAGCAAGAAGAAACCGAACAGCGAGUCGGCCUGUCAGGAGAGCGAUUUAAUGAGAGCCUACCGGCUGCAAAAAGAAAAGGACUUUGAAGAUCCUUACAACAAUGGGCCGGGCUCAAGCCUCCGCCGGCUGAGAGCCAUGUGUCAGGAGCACCCAGAGGACGACAAAAGCGCCGAGAAACGGCUCAUGAUACACGCGAACCCGCUCUUGUACAGGAGCUGCAGCGAGAGGAAAGCGGGCUCCUCGCCCAGCUCCAAAUAUACCUCGCCAAAACACAGACUGAUCAGAGUAGAUAGCACCCCUGUUGGACAUAACAACAUCACCUGGAGCCUGAGCACUAACUCCGAGACUCUGCACAAAUCCGAUGAGAACAACUUCAAGGAGACAGUUGCCAUGAGGGAUGACUACUCUGACCCAUUUGAUGCCAAAGAUGAGUUGAAGAAUAAAGUUAUCAAAAAGCGAGAAGUGGAAAAUAAUGGUUACAUGGAACCUUAUGAGGCACAAAAGAUGAUGGCAGAGAUUCACAAGCAAGAGAGCCAGAAGAAAGCAGUUCAGCUAUAUGACACACCCUAUGAACUUGAAGGGAAUGAAGUAGCCUCAGAUACAGAGAGUAAUGCUAGCUACCUAAGUGAAAGCAAGUUACCGCAAGACGAUACAAGGCCUGCAGAGGAAUAUGACCAACCGUGGGAGUGGAAUAAGGUUACAGUCCCAACCCUUGCAGCUCAGUUCAAUGGAAUUGAGAAAAGACAAUCCUCUCCCUUAUGUGACAGACGCAGGCAACUGAGGCCCUCAGGGCUAAUCAAACAUGGCGGUCUGGAGUUCUGUGGGAUUAUAGGAGAGAGAGUAGACCCAAACACACCACUGGAGAAACAAGUAUGGUAUCAUGGGGCCAUUGGCAGAACAGAUGCAGAAAAUCUUCUACGAUUGCGUAAAGAGUGCAGCUAUCUCAUCCGAAAUAGUCAAAGCAACAAGAAUGAUUACUCACUUUCACUGAAGAGCAGCCAAGGUUUCAUGCACAUGAAACUGACUAGAACCAAAGAUAAAUACAUCUUGGGAGAGAACAGCCUUCCAUUUGACAGCAUUCCUGAGGUCAUACACCACUAUACGACCAGGAGGCUACCCAUUAAAGGAGCAGAACAUUUGUCACUUCUCUACCCUGUAACAGUGAGAACAUUAUAAUUUUUUCCCCCACUAGUUCAGUUUCCUUCCUAUGGAUGGGAGAUUGAUCAAUUUCUUCAAUAUGCAUGGAUUGGGCUGAUCAUCACCAAGUGACCCUGUUGUGUAUUUCAGUUAUAUUUGUAGACCGAUGAUUGCAGACUAAGAUUAUGUGUUUCCUGUGUGGACACUAUAACAUUUACCUUGUGGUACUGUUGCAUGAAUAUUAUUUUGUUCAAAUAAGCACUUAAUGCAAUUCAGAAUUGUUACUGACGUUUCAUAAAUCUACUAAGAUAUUUAAAUUCUUCCUUAUCUGAAGUUAGUAAAAUUUGAUACAGUAUAUGGUGCAUAUAAUUCUGCACAGUCAGAUCUCUCACCUUGGUGAUUAUUUAUGAGUAUCUGUAAAUACUGUGGCUUAAUAUAUAAAUAUAUUUUUUAUCACUUUUGGUACAGUGUAAUGAUACCUUUUGAGUACUCCACCGUGCUUUUUAGCUUUAGGCACACAAAAAAAUUUAACUAUGUUAGGUAUUGGUAUUUUCAUUAAUAUUUAUGGAUUACAAAAAAACCCAAAAUAUACUCAUGAUGAAGGGGGAUCAUUCAUUUAUUUAGCACCUUAUGCCCUCCGGACACGCCAAAGUGCUUCACACUCCAAUUAAUUCCUUUGAGUGCAGUCACCCUAUAUUGUAAGCAAACAAUAUUGUAAGCAAACAAAGCAGUCAAUUUGUGCACAAUAGAGUCACACCAAGCAGUAAAUGAGGUAAAUAGGAUCGUUUGUUGACAAUGUUUGAAGGAGAAUGUUGGUCAAAGCAUCUUUGAAUAAUGCUGUGUGAUCACCUUAAAUGACAGGACACCAGUUCAAUGUCUCAUCUCAAUGACAGCACCUCUAACAACACAGCAUCUUUUCAGAAUUGUCAAUCUCUAGAUUGUGUGUUGAGAUUGCUGGAACUGGACUUGAAUUCAAUACCUAUUGACUCAGAGGCGAAAGUGAUACUAAUUAGCUUUUGCUACUUGUUGAGAAAUUAAGUAAUAGAUUCUUGUACGCUUUAAGUAAACUCAUAAAUUUCCCAUUUGCAGCAAGCAGUUCAGGGCAAACCCUGAAGUUUUGUUAUGUUUCAGCUGUCUCAAAGGGAAAAACUAAUAAUUACAAAGGAGUAUAUAGCAUAUAUAGUACAGAAACAUGCCAUUCGGCCCAACUAGUCCAUGCUGGCACUCACGCCUCCUCACAUCUUGUGUAUCAAAGUAACCCUCUAUCCCCUUCUCCCUUAUACGCUGUCCAGCUUCUCCUUAAAUGCACCUAUGCUAUUCGCUUCAAUCACUCCUUGUGGUAGGGAGUUCCACCACCUCAACACUCUAUGUAAAGAAGUUUCUUCUGAAUUUUCAAUUGGAUUUCUUGGUGUCUGUCUCAUAUUGAUGGCUUCUGGUUAUGCUGUUUGCCACAAGUGGAAACAUUAUCUCUGUAUCCAUUCUAUCAAAAUCUUUCAGUAAGGUACUAUUACAAAAAGAAUAAAGAUGAAACUGCAUUGAUAUUCAUAUGACCCACUGUAUAAGCAUUCUACUUUGCUUUUCCAGUUUUGUUUAUAAUUACCUCCUAUCAUUUUCCAUGCGAACUACAAAACUAGAUUACUUUGAAUGCAUGCAUCCUUGUCAUUGUCCUAAUUUAACCAAAAGCUGCUUACUCUAUAAUAUUGUAAAGAAUUUCUACAGGUUCUAAAGUCCCAAAGCUCAUUAUCUGAAGUGAACAUCCCACAAUGGAAUUGAGAUAGGUUUUUAGGGGAGAAAAAUGGUGCUUGUUCAUGAAUUGCUUGUUCCUGCUGUCUCCCUCUAUUGCAUUGAUGGGGAUAUUAUAGUGGCUAAUAAGAGUCCUUUCAGCAUAUUUAAAAUCGCAUUUUGUAUGGUUUGGACAUCUGACUCUGUUUUCUAUGAAAGCUUGUUACUCUUAAAACUUGUACAAUGUAUUAAAAAUCAUAUGACUUAAUGCAGUUUGUCAGCUUUUCCCAUUAUAAACUCCUAUCAUCACUUUUAUAUUGGAAACUGCAAGUUUAAAUUAGGCAUGUUGUUGGGUUCAAGUCUUGUAGCUUUGUUGUUGGUGGAAAGAUGUAAUUGUAGCAUGGAAGGUAAAAAGAUUUGCAUUGAUUUCACGCCUUUCAUGAGCUAAAGAGAUGCUUACAUUCAACAAAGUGCAUUUGAAGUGUAGUAGUUUUAAUGCAGGUAACACGGCAACUAAUCUGUGCACAGCAAAGUCCUACGAAUAAAGUUUCACUGUUAGAAAAUA
Molecule: messenger RNA, 3724 nt
Organism: Carcharodon carcharias (great white shark)
Lineage: Eukaryota; Metazoa; Chordata; Chondrichthyes; Lamniformes; Lamnidae
Product: SH2 domain-containing adapter protein B-like
Exons: 6
Coding region: 220-1476 (418 amino acids)
Molecular function (GO): phosphotyrosine residue binding
Source: RefSeq, a predicted model, not a curated record